Eimeria tenella is the source of this 4581-nucleotide messenger RNA. Its product is annotated as DNA topoisomerase II, putative. The coding region runs from base 1 to 4581 and encodes 1526 amino acids. The record is from RefSeq and is a predicted model, not a curated record. The transcript has 23 exons. Gene Ontology annotation, biological process: DNA topological change; resolution of meiotic recombination intermediates; sister chromatid segregation. Lineage: Eukaryota; Apicomplexa; Conoidasida; Eucoccidiorida; Eimeriidae. Gene Ontology annotation, cellular component: nucleus. Gene Ontology annotation, molecular function: ATP binding; DNA binding; DNA topoisomerase type II (double strand cut, ATP-hydrolyzing) activity.
AUGAACUCUUCUGACACCGAAGACGCGCACGAGAUAAGCUCCAGGGAGGAAGAGGCAGAAUCAGGGCCUACUUCCAGGAGCGGGGGAGGCGCCAAAAGGGCGAAAAAGACAAUUGAAGAGAGGUACCAGAAGAAGUCGCAACUAGAGCACAUUCUAUUGCGCCCGGACUCGUACAUCGGCAGUACGGAGAUAAGUUCCCAACAGCUAUGGGUGAUGCCUGAAGGGGAGCCGCGAAUGCAGCAACGAGUCAUAUCGUUUGCUCCGGGGCUCUACAAAAUAGUUGACGAGAUAUUAGUUAAUGCAGCAGAUGUGAAGGCGAGAGAAACAGAGGGCGGCGCGGCGCCAAGGGCGAAAAUGACGGCUAUCAAAGUCAACGUGAACCAGGCCGAGGGAACUAUCCGUGUAUGGAACGACGGAGACGGUAUUCCCGUCGCGAUUCACAAAGAACACAAGGUGUACGUUGCGGAGCUGAUCUUCGGUCAGUUGCUCACUAGUGACAACUACGACGACACAGAGGCCAGAGUGACGGGAGGCCGUAAUGGCUUUGGCGCCAAGUUGACGAAUAUAUUUUCUACAUAUUUUGAAGUCGAAUGCGCAGACAGCAAGAGAAACAAAAAGAUUAAGGUUGUGUGGACCGACAAUAUGAGCAAACAAGAUCCUCCGGUCAUUUCGCCAUUUAAUGGGACGGGCGACUACGUGGCCGUUAAAUUCAAACCUGACCUUCGCCGUUUUGGGAUAACGACGCUUGAUGACGAUUUGAUCUCUUUGCUACGAAAAAGGUGCUACGAUCUGGCUGGCACUGCAGGAACUGCUGUUUACUGGAAUGGCAUGCGUUUACCAGUACGCAACUUCGUAGAAUACGUAGACCUGUACCUUGGGGAAAGCCCAUCAAGAAAGAGAGGGAGCAAAAGCAAAGGUGGAGGACGAAAGAAGAGAAAAAAGAAAGGCAGUGACGGUGAAAGUAGCGACUCCACGGGAGAAGGGACAGAGAAUGACACAGAGACUGCCCAGGAUGGAGACAAGGAGAACGAAAGGCCGCCUGAAAGGCAGACAAUUAAAAUUCACGAAAAAAUGCAUAGAUGGGAAGUCGUUAUUAGCCAGACGGACGGCAGCGCGUUUUCUCAGGUGUCAUUUGUCAACAGUAUUUGUACGCCUAAGGGGGGCCACCAUGUAAAUCACGUCAUAGAGCCGCUCUUGGCGGCCUUAGUUAAGAAGGCGAACGCCAAAAAUAAAGGAGGGAUGGAGAUCAAGGCCGCGCACGUGAGGCAGCACCUCUGGGUAUUUGUCAAAUGUCUUAUUGAGAACCCGGCAUUCGACUCGCAAACAAAGGAGACGCUAACCACGACUGUUUCUCGCUUUGGGAGCAAGUGCAAUUUGUCAGAGCGGACAAUAAACGCUGUCGCUAAAUCUCCUAUCUUAGAAGGGGUUCUCUUGUGGGCACAGACAAAGGCACAGGUUGAACUGAGGCGUCAGAUGUCAGUGGGAAAGACGAAAGGCAGAGAACGUCUCACGGGCAUUUCCAAACUUGAGGACGCUAACGAGGCGGGGGGCCGUUAUGCCCAGGAGUGCACUUUGAUCCUGACAGAGGGUGACAGCGCCAAAACGUCUUGUCUUGCGGGCCUUUCUGUCGUUGGCAGGGAUAAAUAUGGCGUGUUUCCGCUUCGGGGGAAGCUGCUAAAUGUGCGCGAAGCAUCAUUCAAGCAGCUAAAGGAGAAUCGAGAAAUACAGAACAUCCUCAGAAUUCUUGGACUGCAGAUUAACGAUAAGUUGCAGGACGCGCGGGGCUUGCGUUACGGAUCCCUCAUGAUCAUGACGGACCAGGACUAUGAUGGGUCGCACAUAAAGGGGCUUCUCAUCAACAUGCUCCACCACUACUGGCCCCAGCUGUUGCAGUGCAACCAUUUUCUCACCGAGUUUGUCACACCCAUUGUCAAGGUAUCGAAGGGGUCGGUCGAAAAGGCAUUUUUUACCCUCGUUGAAUAUGACAUGUGGAGGAAACAGGCGGGAAACCUCACCGGCACCGGAGAUGGAGAGUUGAUCGAUAUGGCCUUCAGCAAGAAACGUGCAGAAGAUAGAAAGCGUUGGCUGCAGGGUUAUCGUGAGGGCACCUUUGUUGACCAUUCAGUGAGGGAAUUGACGUUCUCCGACUUCGUAAACAAGGAACUUGUUCAAUUCUCCAGAUACGACAAUGAGCGUUCCAUCCCUCAACUUGUGGAUGGCUGGAAAGUCGGGCAGCGCAAAGUGCUGUUUGCAGUUUUCAAGAAAAAUACGAAGGCUGAAUUGAAGGUCGCCCAGUUGUCAGGCUACGUAGCCGAACAGAGUGCUUACCACCACGGAGAACAGUCCCUGCAACAAACUAUCAUAACCAUGGCGCAGCGGUUUGUGGGCAGCAACAACCUGAAUUUCCUUGAGCCUGUUGGACAAUUCGGUUCGAGGAAAGAAGGAGGGAAAGAUGCGUCUGCACCGCGCUACAUCUUCACCAAACUCGCGCCGUACACUCGUCUAGUCUUCCCUGAGGCAGACGACCCACUGCUGGAGUACCUUUAUGAAGAGGGUCAAAAGAUUGAGCCCAAGUAUUAUGUUCCUGUCAUUCCAACUGUGCUUGUCAAUGGGAGCGAAGGCAUCGGAACAGGGUGGUCUUCCUUCAUCCCCAACUAUAACCCAAAAGAUAUUAUCUCUAACUUGAAAAGAUUCAUCGCGGGAGAGGAGAUGGUUCGAAUGAAGCCAUGGUACAGGGGGUUUAAGGGCAUAAUUGAAGAAAACGCGACCAAAACUGCAUUCGAGACCAUUGGCAUUAUUGAGAAGAAAGGGGAAGAUAUCAUAGAGAUUAGCGAAUUACCCAUCAAGCGCUGGACGCAGGAUUACAAAGAAUGGAUCGAAGAGCAGCUGCCAGCACCCGACAAGAAGGAUCCUUGGAUUUUCGACUACAGGGACAGCAGCAGUCAUGAAGACAUUAAGUUUGUUGUUAAGCUUUCGGCAGAGCGCCUUGAGGGGGCCGAUCAUGAGGGCCUUGUGAAAAUGUUUCGUCUCAAAUCUUCCUUAAGUACCCAAAACUAUCACCUUUUCAAUGCUGAGGGGAAGGUUCAAAAAUACGCUGAUGAACUUGAAAUCAUGAAGGCCUUUGCUGCCAUUCGCUUGGCAUUCUAUGAGGGGUAUGACCCCAUGAGGGAACUGGAGAAGAAAUGUGCAUGUCUCAUUGAGAGCAUCCUCAAACGUGAGACCCCCCAAGAGCAUGGCUUGUCCGAAAAAGAAAGUGCCGAUGAAGAGGUGCCGACUGCAUGCGGUUGUAUAGGCUCGGACUUUGACUACCUCGUUGGGAUGCCUCUGUGGAGUCUAACGACCGAGAAAGUUGAAGAUUUGAAGCGGCAGCUGCGCGACAAAGAAGUUGAGCUUGAGAAUCUUCGGCAGACAGACAUCCGCACCUUGUGGUUGAAGGACUUAGACGCCCUUUUAGAAGCGAUUGAGAAGCAGGAAGUUGCUGAUCAAAAGCAGAGAGAAGCGGACCUUGCCUUCCACAAGCAUUUGGAGAACAAGAAAGGCCUGAAGGGUCUCACAGCUUUUAAGGGAAAGCCGAAGGCAGUGAAAGGAGGUGCACCCAAAGCAGCACCCAAAGUGGGGAGCGCCAAGUCGACAUCCAAAGCCCGUAAAAAGGCAAAGCCAAGCUCUGACGAGUGUGUGGGCUCCUCAGAUGAUUCAGAUGAGUCUUCAGAUGAAGUGAGCCUUCCAGACGAUUCUUCUGAAGAGGAUCGGCCUUCCAGGAAGCAGGCGAGACCUCAGCAGGCUCCGACAACGAACGAAGUGAAGCCACAGGUGUCUUCAAGGCCUACUGCUGCGUUACCGACAGCUUCAGAUGGACACGGCUUCGCAUCGUUCUUGCAGUCACAUGAAACUGCAAAGGCGACAACGGGGAAGGAAGAAAACACCCCACAGGCGCCAGCCGUUCGACCUCCACUUCAGUCGCUGUCGCUUCUCGACCGACUUAGACUGGGAGGAGGGAAUUCUUUCUCUUCAGCCGCUCCCAUUAGAACUAAACAACUAACCCUGGACGAGAUAUUUGCACCUACGGGCAGCAGCGCGGCCAAACCCUCAAAUUCUCCAAAGGCUGCUCAGCUCGUGCCCACCAGCGCGGCACACACCAUAAACGGACCUUCGGCGCCGACUCCUGAUGCAGCUGCUCUACCUGAAUCUGCAGACCCCACUACGGAUCAUUCUGUGACCAAAACGCCGCCGAAACCCAAGAGACGCAGGGUGCUGGCGGACUCCGAUGAUUCGGAUUCCUGUGUAAAGUCCGGAAGAAAAGCGAAGUCGUCAACUCCUAUGAAGUCCGCGCAGUCAACACCGCAAAAGCCCAAGCCUCGAGAAACUCCAAAAAAGCGGCAAUUCAGGAAUGAUGAUGCUAUAUGCCCUGCCACAGACGACGAUUUGGGCGUGGAAGUAUCCCCGAUCGCGUCUAACAGGCCUCGUCGCGCGGCGGCGCAAGCGCCGAAGAAGUACACCGUAGACUCAUCGGAUUUAAGCGGAGACAGCGAUGCUUCUGAAGAAGCUUCGGAAGCAGAAAGUGUUUCGGACAGCGAUGAGUAG